UCGCCUCCUUUCAGUUACUUCCUACUGUCCACCUCCUGCUUUCCACGAAGUUACAACUUGACCGCAAAGACCCAGCUGUUCCUUCAACAGGAAACGUUUUGUCUUCCCCAUUGGUACGUCCAGCCUGUUCGGGGGCCAAUCAGGUUGGGGCUUCGCCGCACUCAACGUCCGCGCGGACAACCGUGGAGCUGAGCUGCGCGUGGAAUCCCACGCAGAAGCGUAAAAGGCAACGCGCUUUGGAGACAGCAGACCGUCCGGAACACUUCAGUCCGAGCGGACACAGCAGCGGGAGCAGCAGAGGAGUGCAGAAGGAGGCUGGAUGAAGCAGGAGACGGGCAACUGAGCUUCAGCGAGCCGGGUACCCGCUUCCCCAUUCCGCAGCUGUCCCCCAAUGUCACCGGACAGGAUGAUGAUCAUUGGACUUUUGCUCAAUGUCUUUUCUCAGGGCGGCGUUUCAGUAUCUGCGUCCUUAGACUGUCUGGUGGCGGAGCAGGGCUGUGUCCAGGAGCCGUCCUGCAAAGGCAUCUAUCGCCUGCUGGAGUACUGUGCGGCAGAGGAAGCCGUGUCGCCUCUCAGUUCAGAUGCCCGCCUGGAGUGCCUGGAGGCCCAAAACUCACUGCAGCAUUAUCAGCCCCUUCAAGUCUGCAAGUGUCAGCGGGGCUCUCGCAGAGAGGAGCACUGCCUGAAGGUUUACUGGACCGUGAGAUUCGCAGUGUACGAUGAGUAUGAAGUGUCCCCAUAUGAAGAGCUGAAGUUGAAUCUGGUGAGAAACAUAGAGGUGUCGCGAAUGGCCUCCAUCAUGGCAGCUUCCUCUGUUGUCGUGGACGGCCAGAACCAGUGUCUGAAGGCCGCUCAGGACUGCGGCCUCUAUGAGAAAUGUGGCUCCCUGCGCUCAGAGUAUGUGGUAGCUUGCACCAAGCGAGCAACAGCCACCGACAACAGCUGCAACCGCCAGAAAUGCCACAAAGCCCUGCGGCGCUUCCUGGAGCGUGUGCCGGAGGAGUACAGCUUCGCUCUUCUUUUCUGUCCCUGCUCUGACACUCUGUGUGGGGAGCGCCGGAGGAAAACCAUUGUGCCAUCAUGUUCCUUUGAGGAGAACGCAAGAGGGGAGGAAAGAGUCGGCAAGCCCAACUGCCUCAGCCUCCAGAACUACUGCUCCAGAGACGAGCUGUGUAGAUCCCGAUUUGCAGAUUUCCAACACAACUGUCAGCAGUCCUCUCUUUCUGCCUCUGGCUGUAUGCGAGAGAGCAGAGCCAUGUGCCUCAAGGCUUAUACCGGACUCAUAGGAACCAUCAUGACUCCCAACUAUGUGAGCAACAGCAGCACGGAGGUGUCCCAGUGGUGCUCAUGUGAAGGCAGCGGGAACGAACUGCAGGGCUGUCAACGCAUCCAGAAUCUGUUCAGCAACAACUUGUGUCUACGCAAUGCCAUCAGCUCCAUGGGAAUCUCAGCGCCUCCUCCGGUGGAACACACGCCGGUGCCAGUUUCUCAGCCCUCCCCUCGCGUCUUCCAGGAGAGGGUCCACGUUAGCGUCAACACGCUCCCUGAAUUCAACAGCAUGGAGGACAGUGACCAAGAGGAGGAACAGGAAGAGGGAGCAAAUGAGGAGUUCAACGUCAUCCCGCCAUACUCUGAGAAGGACUCCGACACUGAAUCAGGUGCCAGAGGGAGUCAGAGAGGAGAAGCCAGCCAAGCGGAGCUCGCUCUGCCGUUGCUGCUGCUGCCAGGUCUCUUCUUGAACUGGGAAUGCUGGAACGACUGAAGACUCGACUUUUCUCUCAGCUUAGAGUUUGCAGUCGCUUUCGGUGUCGAAUUCAUUGCAGCCCUCACUGUGGACCACAGCCGACGGUUAUGGAAAAGACGUGUAAAUGCCUCCAAAAAAAAGUUUGUGUCCUAUUUCUCUGAACACUGUAAAAUAUUCCAACUUGUUUUUUGUUUUUUUUUUUCCUUUUAGGCAUUUAUAAGACAUUACUCAUCCUUCAGUUUAUUUGCUUAAGUGACCUUUCCUCAAUGUGAGCACAUGGGUGAAUUGCAAAGUGCUGUUUGGGCAGAAGCUAUAUCUAGAGCCUCCCUGUCUUUUAAAAUAAAAAAGUAAUACACAGUACUUCACAAAGAAGCAUAUCACCCAGGGCUAACAUGCGCCACACACUCUCUGGAAAACCAUACCCAGUCUACUCGACUGCAACGAGGCGGGAGUGCAGCUUUUGAUUUCUAUUUCAUAACUCUUGUCGCAUCCAUUUCUCUGCUGCUCCUUUGGCUCUUCCUCUAUCUUCAUCAUGCUAAAAAAAAACAACAACAACAAUCUGCUUUAAAACAAGCUAAUAAAAGAGGAAGCAGCAUUUAAACCAUUUUGUGAAAAAUAAAAAAGGAUCUCUUAAAAAUUGCUUCAUUUGACAAGACAGGGAUGAGCUUCAGAAUGAUGCGCCGUCACGGUUUGUAUGCUUGUUCUAACUCCACUUGCCGAAAAGCAUGACAAAAAUCACUUCUCCCUCUUUUUUUUUUUUUUUUUUUUGUUAACACACCACUUAGCAUUAUUCCUCCUGCACCAAGCGGCUGAGAACUCAACCGCGGGCGAAAGUAAUGAGAUCAGACUCCAUUGUAGAAACGGUGUUGGG
Poecilia latipinna (sailfin molly) is the source of this 2615-nucleotide messenger RNA. It is a transcript of the gene gfra3, whose product is annotated as GDNF family receptor alpha 3. Gene Ontology annotation, biological process: nervous system development. NCBI's taxonomy places the organism in Eukaryota, Metazoa, Chordata, Actinopteri, Cyprinodontiformes, Poeciliidae. The transcript has 9 exons. Gene Ontology annotation, cellular component: external side of plasma membrane; signaling receptor complex. The record is from RefSeq and is a predicted model, not a curated record. The coding region runs from base 392 to 1762 and encodes 456 amino acids. Gene Ontology annotation, molecular function: signaling receptor activity.